Anastrepha ludens (Mexican fruit fly) is the source of this 2146-nucleotide messenger RNA. RefSeq lists its product as uncharacterized. The coding region runs from base 101 to 814 and encodes 237 amino acids. The transcript is spliced from 2 exons. The record is from RefSeq and is a predicted model, not a curated record. Lineage: Eukaryota; Metazoa; Arthropoda; Insecta; Diptera; Tephritidae.
UGUGUGCACUUGAACAAUCAGAAAAUGAAUGCAAUAGAAAUAACGUUAGCUGUGACACUUACGAAUAUAAUUGCGAAUGUUUGAAUGAGAAAAUAGAAGAAUGCGAUGGGUUGCCAUUGCAACUUUUCGCAACACAAGUAGCAACAGUAAAGCAAAUAGAGGCAAAUCAAAACAGCAAAAACCAGAUAUGGCACACGGUUUUACAAAAUGCUCCAACGAAAAAGCACCUAACAAGGAAGUCACCAGCUGGAAAAAGGUUUGGCAAGACUGGAAGGCCUAUAUAAAUAAGAAGUUGGCGGAAAACAAAAGAGAGCAAGCAGCUACUGGGGGCGGUGGUCAUAGGCAGCACCAUUUUAGAGAAAUGGAGGAAGCCGUCAUGCGAUUGGCCUCACUUGAGACCAGCACACAUGGCAUUCAAAACACCGUAACUGCUGAGCUAUCUGUGGCAGACGACGUUGCAGAUGACGUUGCUGACGUGUCGAUGUCAUCUGUAAGCCGCAGUCCAACACUUCGAAGGGGUAAUCUCUCUGCACGUAAGCCAACCGACACAAAUGCUGCAGAAAUAUUCAACGAGCAUAUAAUACUGCAGAAAGAUUUCCAAGAAAUGACUUUGGAACAUUUCUCCAAACAAGAAGCAAAGCUUGAGAAUCUCUGCUCAGGUAUGCGGCGCUUAUAUAAAGCAAUUGAAAAGCAGGCCGACCCAAAGAACGCAACAUUUGAAGAAACUCGAAAACUCCAUAAGGCUAUUGCGCUAUUGAUUCACGCUAAAAACGCAAUAAAACGACAAAUGCUAUUAGUGGAGGAAAAAGUUUAAAAGCAAUUUCAAAAAAAUGAUUUAAAAUUAUCUUUCAUAUACAUGUCUUCUUCUUCUUAAUUAGCGCGAUAACUGGUUACGCAAUUUUUCCCGCGUUUAACGUUUCUUUCUCGUGCUAACCGGUGCCAGUUGGUUACACCAAGUGAAGCCAAGUCCUUCUCCACCUGAUCUUUCCAACGCAGAGGAGGCCGCCCUCUUCCUCUGCUACCACCAGCUGGUACCGCAUCGAAUACUUUCAGAGCCAGAGCGUUUGUAUCCAUUUGGAUGAAAUGACCCAGCCAACGCAGCCGCUGGAUCUUUAUUCGCUGCGCUAUAUCUAUGUCGUCGUAAAUCUCAUACAACUCAUCGUUCCACCGCCUGCGAUAUUCGCCGCUGCCAACGUGCAAAGGUCCAAAAAUCUUACGCAGAAUCUUUCUCUCAAACACUCCAAGCGUCGCUUCAUCGGAUGUUAUCAUCAUCUAAGCUUCUGCGUCAUACGUUAGGACGGGCAUGAUGAGAGCCUUGUAGAGCGUUAGUUUUGUUCGUCGAGAGAGGACUUUACUACUCAGUUGCCUACUUAGUCCAAAGUAGCACUUGUUGGCAAGAGAUAUUCUACGUUGGAUUUCAAGGCUGACAUUGUUAUCGGUGUUAAUGCUGGUUCCUAAAUAAACAAAGUCCUUUACAACCUCGAAAUUAUAACUGUCAACAGUGACGUGGGUGCCGAUACGCGAGUGCGCCGACUGUUUGUUUGAAAACAGGAGGUACUACUUCGUUUUGUCCUCGUUCACCACCAGACCCAUUCACUUUGCCUCUUUAUCCAGUUUGGAGAAGGCAGAACUAACAGCGCUGUUGUUAAGGCCGAUGAUGUCAAUAUUAUCGGCAUACGCCAACAAUUGUACGCUCUUAUAAAAUAUUGUGUCUCAGCGAUUAAGUUCUGCGGCUCGUACGAUGCUCUCCAACAUCAGGUUAAAGAAGUUACACGACAGCGAGUCACCCUGUCUGAAACCUCGUUUGGUAUCAAACGGCUAGGAGAGGUCCUUCCCUGAUAAAAUACUUUUGUUUUUAUUUUAGGAUUUUGUAUUAAUUGAAGAAAAGAGUUUUAAAUGUAAAAAAAAUAUCGGGCUGUAUGAUUAAUGAUUUUCUUUCGGUGCACUGGUGUACUUUUCGUAAAGAAGUAAUCCUCUAUGGGUUCACUUUGGGAAAAAACUGCUUAUAUACCAAAUUUCAAGCAAACAUAAGUUGGUCCCUGGUCCAUCAUAGAAAAGACUUUUACGCAUAUUUUUUAUACACAAAAUACAUAGUCAAAAUUAAAAAUUUGAAUUAAAACAUUUUAAAAAUAUUAAAUUAAACACA